AGCUCCGGGCUGCCGCCUCCUGCCCGCGUCGGACUGUCAGCCGGGAGCGAGCUGGGCUUCUCCGUGGGAUUUCACGUCUGCCGUAUCGCCUGGGAAACUUCCUCAGCCCGACAUAACUUCGAGCGAAAAGGGGGAGGAAAAAAAAAAAAAAGCCAUUUCCUUUAGUGUUACAGCCGCUGGAAAACACAGCCGACAAGUUCCUCUAAAGAUAUAAUUGCAACAUCACUCCUGUAGAGGAAGCGAGACCUGGAACGUAGGACCGCAGGGAAAGCACUUAAUCUCUACUCCUUUUGUGCAGUGCGAGAGAAGGCAAGGCUGUUCGAUGCCGUGGGACUCUCCGAUGCAGUUUAUGUUGCUUUUUAGUCGCCAGGGGAAACUGAGACUCCAGAAGUGGUAUGUCCCACUAUCUGACAAAGAAAAGAAGAAAAUCACAAGGGAACUUGUUCAAACAGUAUUAGCCCGCAAACCGAAAAUGUGCAGCUUCCUGGAAUGGAGAGACCUGAAGAUUGUCUACAAAAGAUAUGCAAGCCUCUAUUUCUGCUGUGCCAUUGAAGAUCAGGACAAUGAACUAAUAACUCUGGAAAUAAUUCAUCGUUAUGUAGAACUUCUUGACAAGUAUUUUGGCAGUGUAUGUGAACUUGAUAUCAUCUUCAAUUUUGAAAAAGCCUAUUUUAUUCUGGAUGAGUUUCUCUUGGGAGGGGAGGUCCAGGAGACUUCCAAAAAAAAUGUUCUCAAAGCCAUUGAACAGGCAGAUCUUCUACAGGAGAGCCAGAAUGAAGACUGGGGAGGUUUGUCUGAGGAUAUCUUAUGAUUAAGAGCAAUCUAAGACAUUAGCCCUUUUGACCCCCAUCUAGACGAUUGUGCAUUGCAACAUAUUUUUGUCCAAAGCAAAAGUGGAAUACGUUGUGGCAGUCCUACUAAUAAAGCUCACUUUGUAGCAGCCGGUUGGCAGAGAUAAUGCACUGCCUCCCAGAGCGAUUAUCACCUCUGAUCCAGCAGAUCAGAAAUAGCAGCCACGUCAUGAAUACUUUAAUGUCCCAGUGUACUAAAUGGCUUCAUUCAUCAUGCAUGCAGAAUUUCAGAGGAGAUAGACCUGUGCCUUACUCAUGACAGAACAUUAUCAUCAGCUUGGUGAAUCCAGUCAUCUUACAUCUAAUAGAAUACCACAACCAUUCUCUGCUGUUGUACUUUCCUUUUCCCCUUCUGUUUUACAGUGUUGUCUCUUCACAUGUCUCAUUUCAACAAAACGUGUGCUUGUCAGCAUAUGGUUUAACUUUUUUUAUUGUGUGUAAGCUUGAAUUCUUAUGCUUAAAAGUUCUGUAGAAUUGUAUGAACUAAACAUCUAUAUACUGCAACACCUGUACUGUAACACUACUUGACCUGUGUUCAUAGAAUCAUGUAAUAUCCUUUUAAGUGAGUUUUGGUGGUAUUUAAAUGUACCAUUAAAACUGGAAGAUAUUUGCAGAAAAAUUAGUGAAGGAGUAGUUGUAUGUGGAACUGAUACGUAUGUAUACACAAGUAUUAAACAUUGCACAUAAUUCUACAUAGACCUUGCAUCUUGAGUAAGGUGCUUAUAGCAGUAUCUUUUUCUGAAGCUGGUACAAUAGUGUGCCUUAGCUCCAAGAGAGGGAAGAUGGAAUUGUUAGGACAAUAAAAAUGUCUUGUGUAAAUGUGGAAAUUACAUUUGUAUUUUAGUGUUCAAAACAAUGAUGUCAAUAAGCAGUUCCUGUUACUGAGGGAGACCUUACAGGUGGUUGGGAUGGGAAGGAUUUUUAGUACUUGAAAUAUGUCUCCUUCAGUUGAUAUUUGCAGUUUUAAAUGUGGAGUACAGUAUGUGUUAGCAAACUGCCGCAUGCGUAAAUACGAUGAACUUACAGUUAAAAAGAGUGAUCAGAAUAGGGAGAGCAUAUAUUGCACCCUCUGUUUGGCUAGCGGAAGAGAAUAUUUGGUGACCUAAAACUAGUACUAUUUCUGAAAAUUCCUGAAAGGUAAUUAGCAAAGAGUUGGCUACUGAGGUUGACUGUAAGUAGCUAGCUCUGCCUCCUAUAUGUGGUAAUGCACUACAUUUCAAAUGUUAAACUGACAUAAAGAUGAGUUAUUUAGGGGAUGGACAAAAGCUUGGGUUAGACAUGCAGCAUUCUGAAGUUGUGGAAGACAAGAUCAUAGGAGUGGUUUUCCAUUUCCAAGUUUGCCUUUUUUUUUUCCUAAGACAUUAACAAUGUGUCUAAAUGUCUGGUUAAUGCUGCUUUAGCCUGCAUUAUUUCAUGCCUGUUGGCUUCAAAUGCUAUGCAUUGAGCUGUAAUGAGAUGCUGUUUUUCUUGUUACCUGUAUACAGCUGCUUGCUUCUAAAUGACUAGGUAAUGAAUUAGCUUUCCUGGCAUGUUUGAAAUAAAAGUAUUGCAUGCACUUUUGUCUCAUGUGAAUGGCUUUUUUCCUCAUCUGUGUUGUGAUAUAUUUCAUAUUUGCAUCGUUUGCCUUGGGUGGUUCUGAACUGCAGGUAGGGUAUAAUACUGCAGAAUGUAUUCUGUAACAAUUGCAUAAAGUGUUUGACACUUCCUAAGACAAGUAACACAGACAAAAAAUAAUACAAUCUAUUUCAUUUGUUUCUUAAAAGUCAUAAUUAAUGAAAUUAUCCUGGUUAAACACACUAGCUUUUAGAUGUUACAUUGAGAUAAUAUUGUCAGUGUGCACGUAAGGGCAUGUCUGCCUCAAGGCUAAGGCUGUAGUACUAAAACAGUAACGUCUUACUGAGUUUUACCAGUGAGGAGUACGUGUGGGCAAGUAGCCAAUGUCCUUGAAAUACAUUGCUUUACAUUCAUUGUCAACUGAGGAUCUUGAUUUAUUUGAAGAUACUUAAUCUUGAUUUAAGUAUAUGCCUGGUGAAAAUUACCUGCAACUUCCACCAGGCAACAGGGGAUGACAGUGCUGAACUGCUUUAAAGACUGUAGCAGUGGUGUACGGUAUUUCUUCAGAGUUAUUGGGCAACUUUUUUGGUGUAAUUUAAUAAAUGCACUGCAUCACCACUGGCUAGUGGUCAGCUUUCACUCUUGUUUAAUCAGUUUAAAACUUGGAAAUAAUGCUUUAUUGCGAAUGCUUUCGAGACCUGAAAUCCUUGAAAUUAAAUUUUGUGGUUUUUUUUCCCUUUUAUAUUCUCUUGCUAUAAUUGGUUAAAAGUGUAGAGUUGGUUGUGGUUUUUUUGGUGGUUUUUUUUUUUUUUUUUUUAGCAAAAUUCUUGAAGUUAUUGGAAAGGGGGAGAAGCAUAUCCUUUAAAAUGAAUGCAAAAAAAGAGAGCCUUCCUUUCAAGCAGUGUCUCCUUCAGGGAGAUUUCUUUUAAAAUGCACAAGUAAAUCUUAAAGCCUGCCAUACUGUCUGUCUUCAUCAAGGUCACUGUGUUCUAAGCAUAUUUAAAUAUUGCAUCAGUGAGAAAACCCUACAUCCUUAAUAUCCUGAAUACUUUGUGACCAGAUUUAAGUUGCUUUUUUUUUUUUUUCUUAGAGUUUAUUUGGAAGCCACCUCCAAGUGCUCAGCAGCAGCCUUUUCCAAGCGCUGACUUAUUUGCAAGUGAAUUUGCUUUAACAUAGUAUCGCUUUUCCUUCAAUGUUCAAUAGUCUUACACAACUCUCAUUAAAUUCAAUUAAUGUGUAUGUGAUCAUAUUGUGCUACAUAGUCAAAAUUGGUAGAGACUAAGUUCUGAUGUUUACAAGAUCUAAGGCUUUUAAUUAUGUAUUUUACUGACAAAUUAUUGUUAAAAAUAUUUAGGAAAGAAUUGAAAUAUAAUUUGUUUGCUGCUUUAACUGCUAUCUGCCUUCUUCCUGCUUCAUGACAUGUCUUGUUUUAGGAUGCUAAAGAAGCAGAGACCCCACGUAGUGUACUUGAAGAAAUUGGAUUGACAUAAGUCUUCACUUCAGCUGAUGACAUCUCAGUGUUUCAUACUGUAAAUGUUCACUGCCUUCAUUGUAAUGUUUAGCUAAUGGUGUAAGAUGCUGUUUGUCAGUAUUACUGUUUUGCUAAGCUGCUUCAUUCAGGCCUACAAGGGAAAUACUCCUUUGAAAAGGGAAUGAGAAAUUAAAGGCCAAAAAUCAUAAAUGAAAGGGAAUUUGAUUUAAAUUGACUCAGUGUCUCUUCUCACUGCAUUUAUAGAAAAAAAAAAAGCAUUUAAUUUCAAUAAGUGUACUGUUUUUAUAAGCAAAUGACUUCAGGAGAUAAAUGUAUCGUUGACAUAACAUAUCUAAAUGAAAAGAAUACAUGGACACCUUCAAGUAUGAAAUGUUGUAGAAAUUGUGUUUAUGCAACCAAAGACUUUUUGUUCAUCUGCAUUUUUAGUAAAUAGUUGCCAUAAUUCUGCUUUUAUUCAGUUAACGCGUUAAAUUGGAAACAACUGUUUACUUCUGAAUUUGCCAUUAUACCAAAGAAUCCUGUUAGGAUCUGCAUAUCCAACUGGUUAAAACUGUUAAGGUGGCAUUGCUUUUUGCAAGACAUCUGCAAACUGAUCAUUUACUAGCAGUGAAAGUGUAUUUACAUGUAAUUAUCUUGAUGAAAACUGUGCAAGUUACUAUAUUAAAAAGGGAAUGCAUGUAGUUUAAAAAAAAGAAAAAAGAAAAAAUAUCAAAAUGGGGAAACUAUUUUUAAACCAGUACUGGCUUGCUCUGAACAUAGGCACACAAAAAAAAGGGAAGUAGCCUUUUUGACUGUAUAGAGAGGUACGUAAUGAAAAUGGGAUACUUUUGAACGUGGGAGCUUUACAAAAGGGAGUUUUUAUGAUUUUCUUUUGAAUUCUACAAAUUAAUUUGUAUUUAUUCGUGUUUUGUAGUUACGCUUUAAUGGGUGUCUGAGCACCUUUAAGAAAAAGCAUCAGCUUAAUUUUGACUACUUUUCUCGACUUACUCCUUUCCCAUGUGGCACAUCCCGUAAAUACUGUGCAGUAGAACCAACUAAUUUGCAGUGAGAAUUUUGUACACUACGUUCACUGCAAAUUGGGUGAAGUGAAAUGAAGUAACAGUUCAGCAUUUUGUGCAGACUCUCAGAAGUUGUACGCUAGAACUGUUUCACUUGAAGAAGUUCAUUUGAUGUGUGCUUUUGAGUUCUGGGAAGGCAGUGGCACACUUUGGAGUAGCAGUGCUACUGUGCGCGCGUGGUCCCUGAGAAUGUUCAGCUUUCUUUCUUUCUCCUCCCAUCCCAGGAACUUUGUUUAGAAUUCAGAUAAGUAGCGCCAUGUACGUUUUCACAAAACUUAGCUUUGGCACUGGUGUUGGAAGCAGUUGUGUGGUGCUAGCACAAGCAGUUUCACAGCCAGCUGUGGCUCAAUCUGAUCUAGACUAAAUGUAACCCACCAGCAAAAGGCUGGCACUGACACUCAUUCCCUGAUCCAGAUCCAGGUAGCAGUGCUGGUGGCAGCAAAGGGGCUGACCAGUGCAGAGGGGGGCCGGGUCUGGGGCUGCAGCUUCAGUAGCUGUGCCUGAGUGGAGCCUAAGAACCUGCAGCAUGCAAACUUGUCCGUUUAAGCCAUUUCUGGGAUUUAAAUAUACCAGAUUACUCGAGACCGUGUUUAAGGGAGGGCACACAAAAGCAGUCGUUAGCAUUUUUCUGGUGCACAAGGGCAGGUGCUAGAGUGGUGGUCUAGCACAAGUGGUGCUAGAAUGACCCUUGGUGUGAGACUGAAGUUGUGAAAUUACCUUAAGUCAAACCUGAAGCGAUUUCCUAUGUAUUAAACAUUUUUGAAGUUUACACUGUCACUUGUAUGUGCUUGGCUGGGUUAAGCUUUGUUGUGAUUGUGACAAAUAAACUUGUUUGACCUUUGUCGUACUGUCCCAUUGGUUUAGUUGUAAUAAAUGUCCAUUUUUACACCGUU
Messenger RNA from Tympanuchus pallidicinctus (lesser prairie-chicken), 5848 nucleotides. It is a transcript of the gene AP1S2, whose product is annotated as adaptor related protein complex 1 subunit sigma 2. NCBI's taxonomy places the organism in Eukaryota, Metazoa, Chordata, Aves, Galliformes, Phasianidae. The transcript has 9 exons. Gene Ontology annotation, biological process: vesicle-mediated transport; intracellular protein transport. The record is from RefSeq and is a predicted model, not a curated record. Gene Ontology annotation, cellular component: membrane coat; AP-1 adaptor complex; intracellular membrane-bounded organelle. The coding region runs from base 323 to 811 and encodes 162 amino acids. Gene Ontology annotation, molecular function: clathrin-cargo adaptor activity.